Messenger RNA from Lontra canadensis (Northern American river otter), 1348 nucleotides. RefSeq names its product ADP ribosylation factor like GTPase 5A (gene ARL5A). The transcript is spliced from 6 exons. Gene Ontology annotation, cellular component: cytoplasm; trans-Golgi network. Gene Ontology annotation, molecular function: GTPase activity; GTP binding. Lineage: Eukaryota; Metazoa; Chordata; Mammalia; Carnivora; Mustelidae. Gene Ontology annotation, biological process: intracellular protein transport; protein localization to Golgi membrane; vesicle-mediated transport. The record is from RefSeq and is a predicted model, not a curated record. The coding region runs from base 306 to 845 and encodes 179 amino acids.
GCCGCCGCAGCCGCCCGGGAGGAGCUGGGGGAGGACGGUGGCUGGCGAGGCUCGUCGCAGACAACGCGGCGGCGAUGUCCGCGAGCCAGGCGAGUGCCGCGGCGGCAGCGGCGGGGCCUCGCACGCGGCAGGGCGGCCUGGGCUUCGGCCUCCCUCCGGUUCCCAGGAAGCGAACUGGCGGCCAGCGCGGGAGCAGCAGCAGUAGCAGAGGCGGAGGCUCCGGCGCGUCUGUUGCCUCCCCUUCAGUCUGAGCCGGGGGAGGCCAGGCGGCCCGGGUGGCUGGAGGGGGGGUCCGCUGCCCAAGAAUGGGAAUUCUCUUCACCAGGAUAUGGAGACUCUUCAAUCACCAGGAGCACAAAGUUAUCAUUGUUGGGCUGGAUAAUGCAGGGAAAACUACCAUCCUUUACCAAUUUUCUAUGAAUGAAGUUGUACAUACAUCACCCACAAUAGGAAGUAACGUAGAAGAAAUAGUGAUUAAUAAUACACGUUUUCUAAUGUGGGAUAUUGGUGGCCAAGAAUCUCUUCGGUCUUCUUGGAACACUUACUAUACUAACACAGAGUUUGUAAUAGUUGUUGUGGACAGUACAGACAGAGAAAGGAUUUCUGUAACUAGAGAAGAACUCUAUAAAAUGUUAGCCCAUGAGGACCUACGGAAAGCUGGAUUGCUGAUUUUUGCUAAUAAACAAGAUGUUAAAGAAUGCAUGACUGUAGCAGAAAUCUCCCAGUUUUUGAAACUAACUUCUAUUAAAGAUCACCAGUGGCAUAUCCAGGCAUGCUGUGCUCUUACUGGCGAGGGAUUAUGCCAAGGACUUGAAUGGAUGAUGUCACGACUUAAGAUUAGAUGAUCUCUACUGACCUCUCCUCAUAGACUUUGUAUAAACGAAGUGCUGGACUUUACCUGAAAGCUGCAAAAAUUAAUGGUUUAGAUAUAUUUAUAAUAAACUGACUUAAACUUUUUCUAUCAGAAGAAAAAUUAAGACCACUUAUUUGAAAACAAAGAUGAAGUCUCACUUUCCAAUCUGCUUUCUCAUUAGUUCCUUCCAAAGCAAGGUCUUUAAAGCUGUGAUUGCCAUUUUUCUCAUAAUGAAUCCUCUCAGGACAUUGUGUAGCCUGUGGUAAGUACAAAGGGAGAAGACGACAUUUUUCACUUUAAGAGCUUUAUUAUCAGUAUAACCCUCCCUAGUUGAAUGUGUAUUCUCUUCGUGUUCCAUUAAGUCAAAAUACAAAUCACAGAUACUCAGUUUCCAGUACUUUAAAAUGUAAUGUUAAUUAUGAGAAGUAUUUUGCAUAAGGUUGUGUGUAUUGUGUAUAUACCUCAAAUUCAAGUUUAUGGCUUUGAUUAUGUUCU